GGAGCUUGUGGCGUCAAAGCGCCCGCCGUGUCCAUGGAGAGAGGCUGAAGGUCCCACGCUCCAGCCCGAGGCUGCGGGCGCCGCGACGUGAACAUGUCGGCGUCGUUGGUCCGCGCCACGGUGCGGGCCGUGAGCAAAAGGAAGCUGCAGCCCACGCGGGCGGCGCUCACGCUGACCCCCUCAGCUGUGAACAAGAUAAAGCAGCUUCUUAAAGACAAGCCAGAGCAUGUGGGUCUGAAAGUUGGCGUGCGAACCAGGGGCUGUAAUGGCCUAUCUUAUAGCCUGGAGUAUACAAAGACAAAAGGAGAUUCUGAUGAAGAAGUUAUUCAAGAUGGAGUCAGAGUGUUCAUUGAAAAGAAAGCACAGCUGACACUAUUAGGAACAGAAAUGGACUAUGUGGAGGACAAACUAUCCAGUGAGUUUGUUUUCAAUAACCCCAACAUCAAAGGAACGUGCGGCUGUGGUGAGAGCUUUAACAUUUGAAACCUCAGGACUCCAAGCUCCAGGAGAGCCGGGAUCUGCCUUGGAGCUUACUGAAGAAAUCAUGUGACUGUCACAUGCUCAGAAUUUAUAAUGUGUGGCUGCCUCGUGGGAAAA
Molecule: messenger RNA, 597 nt
Organism: Acomys russatus (golden spiny mouse)
Lineage: Eukaryota; Metazoa; Chordata; Mammalia; Rodentia; Muridae
Gene: Isca1
Product: iron-sulfur cluster assembly 1
Exons: 4
Coding region: 94-483 (129 amino acids)
Biological process (GO): iron-sulfur cluster assembly
Cellular component (GO): cytoplasm; mitochondrion
Molecular function (GO): 2 iron, 2 sulfur cluster binding
Source: RefSeq, a predicted model, not a curated record